UGAGCUUAAGGGUUAUCCUACAGUAACGUUUGUAAUUCGGGUAUCGUCUGCUGUAGAUACCAGAAUUACCAGAUACUGUAAAAAUUAAUUUCCGUUCUUGAACACGACUUUUGAAAACAUCUCGAACGAACGAUUAAACAAAUUUUCGUCGGCUUAUUAAUGUAAAUUUUAUUCGUGCUUUAUGUUCAGUCACGUACACGUUUUCAUAAAUAAUUAUCAAAUUUCUGCCGAACUGGAGUACGCAGCAAAACUGAUUUGAUUUGAAGUGUUCUUUAGUAUAUAUUAUGGAUGACGAGCUUGAAGACAGGAUUUUGUAUCAGACAUACAUAUCCCACAUGAAGCUAGUGUCAAAGUUUGCUGUGGGUAUUCCUACUGGAUUCAAUGCUGGGAUAAAUACUCCUUUCGGCUAUUUUUGGAGAGUCAUGAGAACUUACGCACUGAAACCAGAAGUGUUAAUUUGUGGGGUAGUUUUGGCAAUAAUUCUAUUUUACAUACAAGCUGUUGAUGUAUGGAGCCGAUCACUAUUAGGAAAAAUUCAAUACACACUUGGCCGAACCACAUCAAAAGUUACAAAACUACAGUUUCUAGUUAAUGAUUCUGUAAACAAUGGAGUAAAGCUCAGUUGGGAAUUGAAGCAAGGAUAUAUUGCUGCUUAUGCAGUACAAGGCCAUAGAGCUCAUAUGGAAGAUCGUUUUGUUGUAAAUGAAGACAUGAAUGAUACAGGUGUAUCUUUGUUUGCAGUAUUUGAUGGACACGGCGGAGAUUUUGCAGCAAAUUAUGCAUAUGAUAAUCUUAUUCCAAACAUUAAUAAAAAAGUGAUUGAAUUGAAAGACAUAAUAGCUGGUAGAGAACCACGUGUAUUAAAAGACACGGUUCAUAUAGAAGAACAACAGAAAGAUGAGAAAAGUGAUGCAGGAACCCUUGAACGCAAGAAAUCUUUUCGUAAGACAGUGAGCACAUCAUUAACAGAUGAGUUUAUGAAGAAGACUGUAGGUGUAACUGAUCCAGAAUUACUUGAUAAGUUAGAUAGUUUGCAGAGACCAAUUACAAGAGAGGUAAGACCAUGCAGGACAACAGAAAAACCACCAAAAAUAGAUAUUACAACUUAUCUUGAUGGAAAUAAAAUAAACUACGGUAGACUAUUAACUGAUGAAGUGUUAGCAGCUGAUCGAUUAUUAGUUGAAACUGCUAAAAAAAACAUGGAUGUAGCUGGUACAACAGCUUUGAUUGCUCUUUUAGAAGACAAUAAAUUGAUUGUAGCAAAUGUUGGCGAUUCAAGAGGUGUAAUGUGCGAUGGAAAAGGAAAUGCAAUACCUUUAUCAUUUGACCAUAAACCUCAACAAGAAAGAGAAAGAAAAAGAAUAUCUAAAGCUGGUGGCUUGGUAACAUUUAAUGGUGUAUGGAGAGUCGCUGGGAUAUUAGCUACUUCUAGAGCUUUGGGAGACUAUCCAUUGAAAGAUAAAAAACUAGUAAUUGCAGAUCCAGAUAUUUUAACUUUUGAUCUUAGCGACCAUAAUCCAAUGUUUAUUGUUUUGGCGUCAGAUGGUUUAUGGGAUACUUUUACAAAUGAAGAGGCUGUAGCAUUUAUUAAAGAACGUAUAAAUGAACCACAUUUUGGAGCAAAAAGUAUUACACUGCAAAGUUAUUAUAGGGGUUCUGCAGACAAUAUAACUGUGGUUGUAAUUAAUUUAAAAGAUCGUAAAUACGGAAUAUCAGAGGCCAAAAAGAAUUAAUAAUGUUUUAAUUGUACAACAAAUUUAAGUGAUUUUUUCCAAAGAUAUUUUCUAGUCGGUUACAUUUUCAUAUUAACGACUUAUAAGUAAAUGUAAGUCUGAAACAAAAUAAGUGUACAUACUGUAAUACUAAAAUAUGUGAUGUUUUAAUCAUUGUUAAAGAUUCUUCUUUUGUAGAAUUCAGCAUCGCUUUUAAUUAUACCUUUAUAUUAUAAUUACUAUUUUAUGUAAUAGUAUUCUGGAACAUGCUUCAUUUAUAAACAAAUAUUUAUGCAUCGAUUCGUUCCAAGGAACAAUAAUAUUAUCCCAUAGUAUGUAUACCUGAAAUUUAUUAAUAUUAAAUGCUUAUGUAGCAUGCUUUUAA
Messenger RNA from Hylaeus anthracinus, 2097 nucleotides. RefSeq names its product protein phosphatase 1L. Lineage: Eukaryota; Metazoa; Arthropoda; Insecta; Hymenoptera; Colletidae. Gene Ontology annotation, biological process: negative regulation of canonical NF-kappaB signal transduction; positive regulation of canonical NF-kappaB signal transduction; protein dephosphorylation. Gene Ontology annotation, cellular component: nucleus; cytosol. Gene Ontology annotation, molecular function: protein serine/threonine phosphatase activity; cation binding. The transcript has 8 exons. The record is from RefSeq and is a predicted model, not a curated record. Bases 285 to 1733 code for a protein of 482 amino acids.